Molecule: messenger RNA, 1429 nt
Organism: Salvia hispanica
Lineage: Eukaryota; Viridiplantae; Streptophyta; Magnoliopsida; Lamiales; Lamiaceae
Product: 2-oxoglutarate-dependent dioxygenase 19-like
Source: RefSeq, a predicted model, not a curated record
UCAUUUCUAUUUUGCAUAAAUCUUACUUUAUUAUCUCCAAUUAACUGAACAAAACCCCAUUUUCUUAUAUUUCAUGCCCAAAUGAAAUGUCACAUUUAGUGAGGCACGGAGGGAGGUAGUAUAUACUUAGAUAUAUACUAGCAAAUGAUAUCUUGGCAUGUGUUAUAUGGCUGAUUGUCUUUAUAUACUUCCCUUCCUUUACCAAAAAUAGUAAAGCCUGUGAGCUAGUUCACACAUGAAUUCAAUGGGAUCAGUUGUUGGAGAGUCUGAGUCAUUUAAGCACUUUGAAUUCGAUGACACUCUGAAAUUAUUAUCAGAUUCAUCCACCUUGAAAGCCAUCCCUUCCAAAUUCAACUUCCCCAAUGACCGCACGGCUUUCACUACUGAUUCAAUCCCAAUCAUCGAUUUCUCAGCCCUUGUUGGCGGCGAUCCUCAUCAACGAUCCAAAGCUGUCCACGACCUCGCCACAGCAUGUCGGGAUUGGAGUUUCUUCAUUCUUGUGAAUCAUGGGGUGCCAGAGAGAUUGAUGAGUGAAAUGUUCAGGGAAAUGGUAGAAUUUUUCAAUUUGGCUGAUUCGGAGAGGAAGCAAUAUGAAGCCAAGAGUGCCUCAGAUCCUAUCAAAUGUGGAAAUUUCAGCGUCGCCAACACUUCAAACCAAAGCUUUACAUUAUGGAGGGAAUAUCUUAAGCUCUAUGUCCAUCCCAACUUCCAUUGUCCUCACCAACCUCAAUUCUUGAGGGAUGUGGUGCAGGAAUACACCCAUAUGAUAAGAGUAUUAGCUAAGAAGCUAAUCGAAGCAGUAUGUGAAGCCCUAGAAUUGAAUCAACGUGAAGUGGAUGAAAUGUUGAAGAUGGAAUCGAGUUUUCAAUUACUUGCAACAAAUUACUAUCCACGUUGCCCUCAGCCGGAUCAAGCCAUCGGCAUUCCGCCCCACACUGAUGCAGGUCUCUUCACUCUCCUCAUACAUAACGGCGUCGCCGGUCUUCAAAUUGAGCACGACGGAAAGUGGUUCAAUGUCGAUUCUCCUAAGAAUUCUAUUUUGGUCAACGUAGCUGACCAACUUGAGAUAUUCACCAACGGGAGGUGUAAGAGUUUGAAACACAGAGCGGUGUUGAAUGAAGAGAGAGAUAGAAUUUCGAUUGUGUUGGCGAAUGGUCCCUCAGGGGAGGCGGUCAUCGGACCGGCGGCGGCGCUGGUGGAGAAAGAUGGGGGGCCAAAGUAUUAUGCAAUGAAGUAUGAAGACUACGUGGAGUCGCAGCUCACUAAAUCACGUAUCGAUGGAAAAUCCAUGUUGGAAAAACUGAUGAUAUAAGUGAAACGAGCAUGUCGCAUUAUAUAUUUGGGCCAACUUAAUAAUCACACUAAGAUCAAGCACGCUUCUAGUAAUUAUUAAUUAAUAAUUAAUCACUCCUUCUGUUUCCACUAAAAA